This is a messenger RNA of Tachysurus vachellii, 1380 nucleotides long. Its product is annotated as sodium channel subunit beta-2-like. The transcript has 6 exons. NCBI's taxonomy places the organism in Eukaryota, Metazoa, Chordata, Actinopteri, Siluriformes, Bagridae. Gene Ontology annotation, cellular component: external side of plasma membrane. The record is from RefSeq and is a predicted model, not a curated record. Gene Ontology annotation, biological process: T cell receptor signaling pathway; regulation of T cell proliferation. The coding region runs from base 94 to 1083 and encodes 329 amino acids.
GUCCUGCUUUAUUUCAGGCUGCAUGAAGCAGAAUAAUAACUAGAGGAAGGGGUCUAUACAGUAAAUGCUGCAUCGUCUACAAUUUUGAGAAAGAUGUUACUGUAUCGGUGUACAAUAAAUUUCGUGUUUUAUACAUCAGUACCAGUAAGAAGAUGCUUUAUCUAUUCUGUGUGGAUUCUUCUGUGUUAUCAUUCAGCCGUAAGUACACAAAGUUGUACUGAGGUCAAUCAGACAGAGUCCAUUGUCCACCAUCAGAUCUCUCAGGGACUGUCAACCACCAUCAACUGCCAUUACAGAAAAAGCAACAGUCAAUCUCUAACAGCAUCUUUGAGAACAACACAUAACCUGUGUAUAUACCUCUAUUUAAAUACAUCCUGGACUAAACAAUUCUGUACUGAUGACAUCAGAUUUACAUGGAAUCCAGAAACAAAGGAAAUAUCAUUUCAGCUCUUAAAUCUUCAGAUAAAUAAUUCAGGUCUUUACACAUGUACUAUCGACAAUAUCUUCCCACCUCCUGAAAGGUGUUUGGGACAGGAGACGAUAUUCAUUCAUGUAAAAGCCGUAAGUACACAAAGUUGUACUGAGGUCAAUCAGACAGAGUCCAUUGUCCACCAUCAGAUCUCUCAGGGACUGUCAACCACCAUCAACUGCCAUUACAGAAAAAACAACAGUCAAUCUCUAACAGCAUCUUUGAGAACAAAACAUAACCUGUGUAACUACCUCUAUUUCAAUACAUCCUGGACUAAACAAUUCUGUAUUGAUGACAUCAGAUUUACAUGGAAUCCAGAAACAAAGGAAAUAUCAUUUCAGCUCUUAAAUCUUCAGAUAAAUAAUUCAGGUCUUUACACAUGUACUGUCAACAAUAUCUUGCCACCUCCUGAAAGGUGUUUGGGACAGGAGACGAUAUUCAUUCAUGUAAAAGGUUCUCCUGUGCGUGUUAUAGUGACUGGGACACUUUUGGGCUUAUUGAUCAGCACUACUUUGUUCGUCGAGAUUUACUACCAAUGUUUCACUGCCCGACGUGGCCGGUCUACUGCUGAUGGGACUGUGGCACCUGAACUUGUCGCUCACACUCAGGUCUAGUCCUUCAACACUGCAAACUGCAACCAAGAAAGACGUUUUGAUGACGAGGAGUACUAGUACUAUUGAAUAACAUGAGAGGGUACUCCUCCCUGCCAAUAGAGGUCACAAUCUCCCUAAUUCUAGUUCAGCCUCCACCAGCAAAACUCCAUGUCACAGUAUACUGUACAGUAGAAAUCCAUUAAGUUCAGCAACACAUGCUUUGCUGAAGGAAUUAUGAGCCUUGGAGCCUUGGUUUUCUCUAUUUGAUUUUAUUAGUUUGUAUGCUUGGCCUUCAUAAUAAAGUGCUUCUGAAUUUCA